AUGAUCAGGGAGAUUGAGAAUCGUUCCGCUCAUUUAUUCGCCGCAGAUGCAUUAAGAGAAGCUGCAUUUGAGUACAGUGAUCUGAAGAAACUGGAAUUAGAAGCUUCAUCAUUUCGUGAUGAUCCUAGACAGCCUUGUGGUCAAGCUUUUAAGAAAAUGCAGGCAUUGUUUGAGAAGUGCGAUAUGAAUUCUCGACUGUUAUUUAUAAGUCAGAUCAAGCUGGCAUCUGUGAAAUUGGCCAUGAAGUAUAUGAAGAGAGUGUCAGCAGAGCUUGAAUUUGUUGGUGAAGAAGAAGAGCUUAUAAUUCAAGGCGUUAAGUUUGCAUUCCGAGUACAUCAGAUGUCUUCAGUGCCAAGAUUCCCAUUAAGAUGGCUCCUUCCAGGGCAUGAAAUCUUGGUCGAUGUACACCUGCUUAAAUCUUUUAAUCCCGCACCGAAAAUGGCGGAGAAGGCAGUGACUAUCAGAACUAGGAAGUUUAUGACCAAUCGACUCCUUUCCAGGAAACAAUUUAUCAUUGAUGUGCUACAUCCAGGGCGACCCAAUGUUUCCAAGGCUGAACUAAAGGAGAAAUUGGCGAGGAUGUACGAGGUUAAAGAUCCCAAUGCUAUUUUUGUGUUCAAAUUCAGGACUCACUUUGGUGGAGGCAAAUCUACUGGUUUUGGCUUGAUCUAUGAUUCUGUUGAGAAUGCUAAGAAAUAUGAGCCAAAGUAUAGACUCAUCAGGAAUGGUCUUGAUACCAAGGUUGAGAAGUCUAGGAAGCAGCUGAAGGAGAGGAAGAAUAGGGCGAAGAAGAUCCGAGGAGUAAAGAAGACAAAGGCUGGAGAUGCGGCCAAGGCUGGGAAGAAGAAAUAA
Messenger RNA from Fraxinus pennsylvanica, 852 nucleotides. Lineage: Eukaryota; Viridiplantae; Streptophyta; Magnoliopsida; Lamiales; Oleaceae. The record is from the annotation of a GenBank genome assembly.